Molecule: messenger RNA, 3027 nt
Organism: Aphanomyces astaci
Lineage: Eukaryota; Oomycota; Saprolegniomycetes; Saprolegniales; Verrucalvaceae
Exons: 10
Coding region: 591-2999 (802 amino acids)
Biological process (GO): protein import into nucleus
Cellular component (GO): nuclear envelope; cytosol
Molecular function (GO): small GTPase binding
Source: RefSeq, a predicted model, not a curated record
CCCUGGUCGACAAAUCACUCAAUCACAAUGACAUCGUUGCCGCCGGCGCUCGGUGCUGCACAUGCCCAGGACAUCAUCACUACGAUGGAGCAGGCAAUGUUCAGCCAAAGCGACACUCGUGCAGCAGGCGAAGCGACCCUACAGCUAUGCAUGAAGAUCCCCGGCUUUGCGCUCCUUUGCCUGCAACUCCUGAACGAAGCGCAAUAUCAGCUCCCAGCUCCCAUCCGUCUCAUGGUGGCAUUAUCCUUGAAGAACGCUGUGUCAACGUCGUGGGUUGGGCGAGGCACCCGUCAGUACGUCAUCUCCGCCGAAGAGAAGGACAACGUCCGUCGAGGGCUGCUCCGCCACAUGGACGAGAGCAGCAGCGCCGUCGCCACCCAGCUUGCGGUCCAUCCGAUGUCUCCAACUACACGGUCCUUACGACAUACUAGGUCACGAUCGCGCGCAUCGCCCGCUCGGACUUUCCCAAGGACUGGCCAGACCUCUUCUCCGUGCUUCGCGACAACAUCCAGCAAGGAACUCUCCUCCAGCAAACGCGAGCCCUGCGCGUGCUCAAGUCCGUCGUGAAGGAACUCGCGUCCCGCCGCCUUAUGUCCCACCGCGCCAUCUUCAACGACAUGAGCGUGGCCGUGUGUCCGUUCCUGGCCUCCGUGUGGAAGUCGCAGGUGGCGCAGCUGUCCGCGGGCAACCAGGAUGUCCUCGGCAACGUCCUGAGCACCACCAAGGUCCUCCACCACCUCGUCCUCCACGGCUUCAAGGUGCUCGUGCCACUCGACGUGAUCCCGUUCGUGUUCUCCGCCUACUUUGACACGUUUCGCGCCCUCACCACGUACAUCUCCACGCUGCCCCCCGACACUCCCGGCGUCGACGUCCUCAACAAGAUCCGCGUGUCCAUCGCCGGCUUGGUCGUGGCCGUGCAAAAAGCCCAUCCGAUCGAAUUUCGCGCGUAUUUGGGCCCGUUUUUAACGCAGUUUUACACGACGCUAACCGAUCCGGCGCCGUCCCCCGACCGGCUGGUGGUGCACCUGCUGUCGUACUUGACCAACGUCGUGGGCUGCCUCUUGUACCAGCAGAGUCCGUCCACCCACGCCACCAGUCGCACCGUCAUCACGGCCGCCGGCGACGUCCAGCUCACCGACCACAUGGUGGAUGAAUGCAAAGCUCAGAUUGGCGCAUUUGGGUCAGACAUGACGUUGUUGUCGGCGCUGCUCGAGCUCGUGGUGGUUCGAUACAUGCGACUGACGCCGGACGACAUUGCGCAGUGGACGGACGACCCCGAGGGGUACUCGACGCUGCAGGAGUCGCUCACGGCGGACGGAUCGGUCCGGGCGUGCGCCGAGAUGCUGUACCUGUCGCUUCUGCAGACCCACCGCGACGCCCUCACGCCAUCCGUCCUCGGCAUGAUGCACUCGACGUCCAAGUGGAUGGCAAGCCCGACGUCCGCACCCGACGACAUCCUUCGCGCCGACGCGGUGCUGCUGGCCGCGGGUCUGUCGUCGUACGACCUCCACGAGAGCUUUGACUUUGAGCCGUGGUUCCUGCGCACUCUGGUGCCGUACCUGCAGUCGCCCAUGACCGUGUCGGGCGUGCCCGUGCUGCCGCGCCGCAUCGUGUGGCUCAUCGGGUGCUGGCUGGCGCAGCUGUCCACUCAAGUGCGCAUUCCGCUGUACGAGGCGCUGCUGCAGCUGCUCUCGGCCGCGCACUCGGACACGUGCGUCAAGCUGGCGGCCGUCCAGACGCUCGAGUCGCUCGUCAACGACUGGGGCUUCGACCACGGCACCUUCGUGCCCUUCCUCCCGUCCGCCAUCGGGUGCCUCUACGCUUUCUUCAGCCACCCGGACGUUGUCACCACCGACACGCGCCUCAAAAUCCUUGGAUGCAUUGAAGCCAUCGUGCACGUGUGUGGCAGUGCCAUGGGGCCGUGCAUCGUGCAAGUGGUGACGCCGCUGCCGGCGAUUUGGGAGGCGGCGGGGUCGGUCGAUGCCAACCUCCUAAGAGGAAAAAUCCUGUCGCUCUUGACGCGCAUCAUGGAAAUCGAUUGGCACGACGUAUCUGAUGGGGAGCUUCGGAGCAUGGUGCUGUCGGUGGUGUCGUUUGCCACCAACCCCAACCAGCCCGACUCGGUGUACCUGAUGGACCAAGGACUGGCUCUGUGGAUUCGGCUCACAGAGGUGGCGGACGUAUACACGCAGCCACUGCACGACGUGUUUAGCAACGUUGUGCUGGCUCUGUCCCGGGACACGGAGCACGUGCAGUCGGGUCUGACGCUCCUCGAGAACUACGCGAUCAUCGGCGCCGCCGCCUUCUGGUCCGCUUAUGCUAUGGACGUGUCCCGUCUGCUUCAUUCCAUCGUCGGCCAAGUCAAGCCGGAGAUCAGCCACAUGCUCUGUCGAGUGGUGGACCGACUGCUGCAGUGCCUCCCAUCCGACUCGCUCCAGCCCCUCCAAGGGGUGUUAAGUGCGUUGUGGUCCGUGGCCCAAGAGCAGCCCCGACAGGAGAAGGAGCUCGUGGUCGUGUCGUUCGUGUCGACCCUGGCCGCGGCGUGUCUCCGUGCCCCGUCCGUCUUCUUGGCCGCCGUCCCGUCCGCCCACACCCCGUCCUUCCUCGACACGAUGCUCCACCUCUUCUUUUCCAUCUCGUUUUCGGCCGUGGGGCCCGCGAGACGGCGCAUCUGGGCCGCGUCCCUCUGCUCCUUCCUCACUGUCUCGCCCGCGGUGCUCGACCGCAUGGGGCUGCUGCUUGAAGCCAUCGUCCAAGUGCUCGGGGAUGACACCAGCCCCUUGGACGUCCAUGAUGCCGACGAUGCCGACGAGGUGUCCAUCCGUCGGAGUCUGCUGCUCGUGCGCAAAACCAAACUCGUGCCGCCGACGCUGUCGUACAUCAAGCAGUACCUGUGUGCCCAGCUCAACAAGUGCUCACAAAUGUAUGGCCCAGAAGCGUUCAAUCAGAGCAUGGCGCUGGUAGAAGCCAGCAUAGUCGACACUAUUCAAGCAUUGUGAUAUUAAUUCUCGACAUGCAAUCAUCCAA